GAAUUAAUAUAUAUCUGUAUUUACACUGUGUCUCUUCAUCACAUUUUAUGCUGCUCAUGUAUAUAAUUUGUUUCUUUUGUAUACAUGUAAACAAAAACAUACCUCGCAAGAAAUCUAAAUUGUUCUAAGGCAGUUGGAAAAUAGCCAAACUAAUAUCAGUAAUUCUUUGAUGAUCUUUUGAUUUAUUAAAAAAAUAAAAAAUAAAUCAGUAUUAUCAACCAGCAGAAAUUACUAUAGCUCAGUAUAGAGAGUCUGCCAAUACAGAUACCACUCAGAUACUUUUCUUGUGUAAAACUUGCUUGCUUAAGAUCACAAUGAAUAAAAUAGUAGAGGCAGCUUCUUAAGAGUGUGUGGUUGUAGAAAAUAGUGUGACAGACGUCGUCUUCUGUUUACAGGCUGUACCACUUUUGUGUACGUGUUGUUAUUUAAUCAUCUUUUUUCGACCCCAUGUCAUGUCAAUAAGUGACAAAUGUACAAAACCCUAUCUUAAACUAGUGCACAAAAAACUUUUGUUUUGGUUAAUCAAUAUUUCAAGAAUUUUCCUCAUACCAGGUCACUUCCUGGUUUAUUCUUCUGUUAGACAGAUAAAACGUGUGUGUUACUGUUUGUAAUAGUUAGUGUGUAGAGAGGCUGCAGUAUGUCGCUCUGUGUGCCGCUGCUGUUGAUCCUGCUUGUAUGCAGCUCCCAGGCGACUCAUUUCUUUGGGACAGUGAUGACCUAUUACCCAAAAGCGACCAGCACCAGUGGAUCUGUCACGGUGGUCCUUCGCUAUAAGCUGAACUUCCACUCAUGUACUGAUGGGGACACGUGGGACUGCUUCAAUGGGAACUGUGGGACCCAGAGUUCUUUUGCGCUGAAUGUAGUCUACCGUGAGAGAAGUGGAGAGUGGUGCCAGAGAGAGGGAAUCAUGACGCUGCAGGUUCCCAGCAACGCCCUGUUUCACCUUCGGUUAGAUGGUGGUAACUGGAUAAAUAACAUCGUAAAUGGCAUUGUAUCAUGGAGAGCUGUGACUCGGGUGGAGCUGCGGAACCGGUCGGACACCAACAUACCCAACAGAUCACCCCAAACCACCGUACUGCCAGCUGUGAGAGUUCCUUCAAACUGUCAGAGAGAUUUCAACCUGCUGGCGUUUGACCCUGAUGGAGACGAGGUUAAAUGCAGAUAUGGAAACACAGUACUGUCAGAGUGUAACCCCUGCACACCGGCGUCUGUUCUCAACCUCUCAUCAUCUUGUUCGCUGUCAUUCAGCCCCACCAGUAGCAGUAAUGAAGGUCUGUACGCCGUACAGCUGGUGAUGGAGGACUUUCCCAGGCAGACAAUCACUCUGAGUCAAACCAACGGAGUGCUGGUGAUGACAACUACCAACAACUCUCUCAGCAAAAUACCUGUCCAGUUUGUUUUAAAAGUGGACCCAGUGGUCCCAUCCUGCACAGAGGGACUCUAUCUGCCCAAGUUUCUGCCUCCAACACCGGCCAACAGAGCUCGGCUGUACACUCCUGUCAAUCAGACCCUGGAAAUCAGCAUCAAUGCGCAGGCAAAUAUCUCCACGAUCUCUGAGCUGCUGUUCAGCGGGCCGUACAACAUAUACCAGGUUAGAUCAGGAGCAGGACAGUUCAUCCUGAGUUGGACGCCGUCUGCGGACGAAGACGGUGAAAGCCACCCCAUCUGCUUUGUCGUCCAAGCAGUUUAUAAUUCAACAAAGUAUCACUCUGAGCUCCGAUGUGUCAUUGUAAGCGUUGGAAAUGACCCAUCACCAACUGCAACCACAGAAACUCCACCACCAUCCAUCGUCGUAGGUCUUAGGGUGAAGUUUUCUGUUCCCUUUCCGGUGUCUGAUGACUACAUCAGCAAUAUUGUUGUACAACAGUUUAAAGAUGAACUCAAGAGACUAGGCCUGCCAUCAGACAUCGCUUUGAGCUUCGUGAAGAGAGUGUAACUGGAAGUAACAACCACAGCGCCUCCUGCUGGUUCAACUUCAUCAUCUAAGGAGUCCUGCAGGGAAAUUUUGUUGGGCUUUUCUUACUGUAUUUUAAAGAGAAAUAGCAUUUUAAUCAUGUUUGAUCAUCAAGCUUCAUUUUUUAUUUUUUAUAUUAUAUUUGGGGAAAUGGGCAUAAACAGGAGUCACAAGUUUUUGGAUUUACAGCCCGUGCGAGUUGAAACUCUUUGAUUAUCACUUUAUCUUAUUUAAGGCACAUUUGCAAAUGAGUCCUGUUGAACAUUUUUGGUGGCAACAUAUUAUCACAGUCAAUAUAAACAUUCUUCACCCAGGAAACAAGGUCAAUGUAGUAUCUUUUCUGGAACUUCUAAUCAUAUCAAAUCACCUUAUCUUCAUUAAAGUAUGUAGUUGGUCCAGUUCAGUUUUUUUCUUUUACAUGUAAACCGUUACCACUGUUAUUGUUGGUGUAUAAAAUGAUCAUUUGGGUGCUAUAUAAUCAUGUAUGACACUCAA
Molecule: messenger RNA, 2449 nt
Organism: Dicentrarchus labrax (European seabass)
Lineage: Eukaryota; Metazoa; Chordata; Actinopteri; Moronidae
Product: integrin beta-like protein A
Exons: 11
Coding region: 638-1936 (432 amino acids)
Source: RefSeq, a predicted model, not a curated record